GGAAAAUGUGGUUUGUGGAGAAAAGGAUUGAUAUCAAUUUGAUUGAAUGUUAUGCACCGUUACUGUAUGGUUGUUUGCUGUGUGCACUGCUGCUAGAGGAGAUGGUUUACGGUGUUCCCACAACACCACCUGAAAAACUAACUCAGGGCUGCUCGCCAGAACUCCUCCACCUACGAUCCUAUCGACAUUUCCAUGUAUUGUGUCGUAGUCAACCUGCGAUAGCAGUAGCAGCUUACGAAGGAAUGCAGGACGCAAUGAGUCAGUGCAAGGAACAGAUGCGCUUCCAGCCUUGGGACUGUUCCCAUAUUAUUACAGUACUGCAAGACCCACCUAUUCUACGUCUCGGGACCCGAGAAUCGGCAUACCUAUGGGCACUUUCAUCAGCGGGUGCAGCGUGGGGUGUUGCAACUGCUUGCUCUCAAGGAUGGCUCCCCGAUUGCACAUGUAACGGUCAUGAUGAAUUGAAGCAAAGCUGGGAGUGGGGUGGUUGCUCAUACGGCGUACAAUUCGGGAUAAUAACAUCCAGAAAACUGCUUACAAGAAAUGCUAUUUCUCGGUCACCCUUAAGAAAGCUGGAAAAACACAACCUGAAGGCUGGAAGAUUGGCGGUAAAAAAAACUUUGAUAUCAUCCUGUAAAUGUCAUGGUGUAAGCGGAAGUUGUGAUCAGAAAACUUGUUGGAAGAAAACUGCUGCACUCUCUACUAUCGUACAACACAUUACUAAUAAAAUGAAUAAGGCCAGAAGACUUUCGGAUGUAAAUUCUCCGGCAAAAAAUGCAGAACUGAUAUACAUGGAAGACAGUCCCGAUCCAUGCCGUUCAACCCGGAUAACUAAUAGGAUAUGCAGCUGGAGGAACGAAACAAAUAGCCAGGGUGAUUGUGGUUUACUGUGUUGUGGACGCGGAUUCAAGGUGCCUCUUUAA
This is a messenger RNA of Loa loa (African eye worm), 923 nucleotides long. RefSeq lists its product as hypothetical. Gene Ontology annotation, cellular component: extracellular region. Gene Ontology annotation, biological process: canonical Wnt signaling pathway; cell fate commitment; neuron differentiation. Lineage: Eukaryota; Metazoa; Nematoda; Chromadorea; Rhabditida; Onchocercidae. Gene Ontology annotation, molecular function: cytokine activity; frizzled binding. Bases 6 to 923 code for a protein of 305 amino acids. The transcript has 6 exons. The record is from RefSeq and is a predicted model, not a curated record.